Drosophila ficusphila is the source of this 2947-nucleotide messenger RNA. Its product is annotated as aminopeptidase N. The transcript is spliced from 4 exons. The coding region runs from base 7 to 2880 and encodes 957 amino acids. NCBI's taxonomy places the organism in Eukaryota, Metazoa, Arthropoda, Insecta, Diptera, Drosophilidae. Gene Ontology annotation, cellular component: cytoplasm. The record is from RefSeq and is a predicted model, not a curated record. Gene Ontology annotation, molecular function: zinc ion binding; metalloaminopeptidase activity; peptide binding. Gene Ontology annotation, biological process: peptide catabolic process; proteolysis.
UUCGCCAUGAGUCGCGUUCAGAUCGGGGGCAUGUCCCUAUUGUUGGUCCUUGUGGUGGCCGUUUGCACCACCCAGGCGGCGGUGGUGCGCAGUUUCCCGCCCUUCGAGCAGCUGCAGAGCCUGGAGAACCCCAACCAGCGAUUGGUGGUCCCCUUCGCGGACGAGGAUAACUACCGCCUGCCCAACGAGACGGUCCCCGUCCACUACGAUGUGAACCUGAGCACCAAUGUGCACACCGGAGACACCGUCUUCAACGGAACCGUUGCCAUCACCCUGAACGUCACGGCUGCCACCUCGGAAAUCGUGGUCCAUGCCCGCCAGCUGGAGAACUACACCGCCAGCAUCAUCCAGGUGGGAGUCGAGGGAGCCGUGGCCCAGGAACUGGACCAUUCGUACGAGGCGGCCCGCGAGUUCCUCACCUUCUCCAGGACGGGAGUCACCUUCCCCGCUGACACCACGUGGAUCCUCACGAUCAACUACCAGGGACACCUGCGCACGGACAACGGAGGCUUCUACCUGUCCACUUUCACCGACGAGGAGGGCAACACCAAGUACCUGGCCACCACCCAGUUCGAGAGCACCGACGCCCGCCACGCCUUCCCCUGCUACGACGAACCCUCGAAGAGGGCCCAGUUCACCAUCACCAUCAAGCACGACCCCAGCUACAACGCCAUCAGCAACAUGCCAGUGAACGAGACUGCCUCCAGCUCUGGAGUCACCUCCUUCGAGAAGACCGUGAACAUGCCCUCCUACCUGGUGGCCUUCAUCGUCUCCGAGUUCGUCUACUCGGAAGGAGAGUUGAAUGGCCUGCCGCAGCGCGUCUUCUCCCGCAAGGGAACUGAGAACGACCAGGAGUGGGCUCUGACCACCGGAAUGCUGGUGGAGAAGCGCCUCUCCGGCUACUUCGGCGUUCCCUUCGCCCUGCCCAAGUUGGACCAGGCUGGAGUCCCCGACUUCGCCGCCGGCGCCAUGGAGAACUGGGGUCUGGCCACCUACCGCGAAGAAUACCUGCUGUACAACCCCGUGAACUCGACCAUCAGCACCCAGACCAACAUCGCCACCAUCGAGGCCCAUGAGGACGCCCACAUGUGGUUCGGCGAUCUGGUGGCCAUCGAGUGGUGGAGCUUCCUGUGGCUCAAGGAGGGAUUCGCCACGCUCUUCGAGAACUUGGCUGUGGAUUUGGCCUAUCCCGAGUGGGACAUCUUCCAGACCUUCCAUGCCGGCUCCUACCAGAGUGCCCUGGUCAACGAUGCCUACGCAAGUGCUCGUCCCAUGAGCCACUUCGUCCAGAAGCCCUCCGAGAUCGCCCUGCUCUACGACUCCGUUUCCUAUGCCAAGGCGGGAUCCGUUUUGGACAUGUGGCGCCACGCCCUGACCAACACCGUCUUCCAGCGCGGUCUGCACAACUACCUGGUGGAUAACCAAUUCACCGCUGCCAAUCCCGACAAGCUGUUCGCGGGCAUCGCCAAGGCCGCCGUGGAGGAGAACUACGCGGUGCCAGCCACCGUGGCCAACAUGAUGGGCAGCUGGACCAACCAGGGCGGAGUUCCGCUGCUGACGGUGACCCGCAACUACGAGAACGGCUCCUUCACCGUGAGGCAGUCGGUGUACACCAACGACAAGGACUACACCAGCGACAAGCUGUGGUACGUGCCCAUCAACUACGCCGACUUCUCGAACCCCGACUUCCGCGACACGGAGGCCACCCACUACCUGCUCAACACCCCGGAGAUCUCCAUCGACGCUAAGUUGGACAACGCCAACUGGCUGAUCCUGAACAAGAAGUCCACCGGCUACUACCGCGUCAACUACGACACCGAGAACUGGCAGCUGAUCACCGACGGACUGAUCUCCCGCCCGCACAAGAUCGAUCCCCGCAACCGCGCCCAGCUGAUCAACGACCUGUACCGCUUCUCCACCAGCGGACGCGUGCCCCACGCCACCUUGCUGCAGCUGCUGACCUACCUGCCCCAGGAGGACCAGUACUCCCCUUGGUCCGCCGCCAACACGGUGAUCACCCUGUUCAACCGAUACUUGAGUGGCGAUGCUGACUACGCCAACUUCCAGUACUACGUGCGCGAGCUGGUGAGCCUGCAGUACGACAAGUUCGGAGUGAACGACCUCAGCGGAGAGCAGCAUUUGGUGAAGUUCACCCGCAACCUGCUGAUCAACAUCGCCUGCCUCGCUGGACUGGAGAGCUGCCUCACGGAGACCACCGCCAAGCUGACCGCUCUGGUGGAGCAGGGCACCGUGAUCGAACCCAAUCUGCAGUCGCAGGUCUACUGCAACGGUCUCAAGCAGGCCGAUGACAAGACCUUCGAUUUCGUGUACAACAAGCUGCUCAACUCCACCGACCAGGCCGAGCGCCGGCUCCUGAUCUCCGCCCUGGGCUGCUCCCAGAGCACCGCGCAGCUGGAGAAGUUCCUGGCCAGCAGCAUCGACAAGUCGAACAGCAUCCGCGUGCAGGAGAGGAUCACCCUGCUGAGCCCCGCCUACUCCCGCGGCGAGGUGGGUCUGCUGGCCGCCGUCGCCUUCCUGCAGGAGAACUGGGAGGAGUACGCCCAGCUGGACACCGGAUUCGGCGGAGUGAACCCUCUGUACAGCGACAUCGUCGGCAUCUCCGCCUACGUGGUGAACGACAAGCAGCGCGUGGAGCUGCAGAAGCUAGUGGACACCGUGAAGGACUCCGAGUACGUGCCCACCACCCUGCAGACCAGCGUGGACACCAAUGUGAACGCCAACAACGCCUGGCUGCAGUCCAACCGGGAGCCCCUCAUCACCUGGGUCACCGCCUACAGCACCAGGAGCGGCAGCUCCGCCUUGAGCGCCUCCCUGGUGGCCAUCCUGGCCUCCUGCCUCCUGGCCGCCAAGCUGUUCUAGAACGUAGUUUCCUAAGUUAGUCGUAGACCCGCACUCGUGCGCCAAUAAAUUCCUUUAAUACCCCAAA